AAGGAUUUUAAUUUUUUACCCCGAUUCCACAUCUUUACCCAUUUUCUUCCCACUCCCUUCUCUCACAUCCCUCUAUUACGCCACACCCCUCUCCUUCUCCAUCUCAACCCUUAUCCUCUGUUUCUUCUUUUUCAUCCCUUUUCAUUUCACUUCUUUACUCCCUUUCCAAAUUCCAGAAAUAAACUUUUAGGUGGUCACCUGUCUUCAAGUCCAAGCUCAUCAACGGUGUUUUUGCAGCUGGAAUCCGUGAAGAAGGCUUGGAUGAGAGGUCGAUUUGAGCCGGUCGAACAAGAAGCCCUUGUCAACUAGUCCAUAAAUUGAGUUAAUGGAAUUGAAUAACCAGUAAGGGCAUGGAAGAAGAACACGUGGGUUGCACUCGUAGGGGUGUCGGGCAGCUUUACGCCACUGGGGAUCUGCAGCUCGGGGUUGCAAGGUUGCUCUAUGGGGAUAUGCAACACAACAACUGUCUACAUGCACUUGAAGGGGAGCCGGACAGCUGCUUUGAAGAUGUGACCCAUUCCGGCAGCACAACUGGUAGGGGAGUCGGACAGUUCUCUUUUAUGUUUGAUUCUUGAUUCUUUUCUGUCCGCUCUCCGGGCAACAAUAACUCAUCCCCUCACACCCUACGUUCAGUUAUAACCAUUACCAAAAGUCCAGUUGAGUAUCUAAACACCAUGUAAAACGAGAUGACAUCCAAGACUGCUCUGUAUUUGAUCAAAUUUGGUGGGUCUCCUUUGCAGCAUCAAUCAAAACAUGCUACUGGCCACUGUAGAGACACUCCUCUACACGUUCAUCCUUUUAGCACACCCUUAAUGGGGUCAUAAUAAUGUUAAAGAAGACUAAAAAAUGUAAGCUACUAAAAUUGAGGUAUGUUUAAAGUUCUAAAGGCAGUUUUUAAGAUCUUUUGAAAGUUUCUAAUGCAGGUUGCAUUUUGUUUAAACUUUAAAAGUUUUGAUUUGUUCUUUUUUAUUGGAGGUUGAUUCUGGCAUUUGGCGGUGGCAGCGGUAAGGUGGUGACAGAAUUCUGGCGACUGGCGAGGAUGCCGGAGUUUUGACGAAUGACGAUCUAGCAAUUUGCCGUCUUGCGGGGCUACAAUGAAAGUAGUUGCUUCUCAAACAAAACAACUGCUGAAAAGGUCUCAAAUUGGUCCAACAUUGUUUUAGCUUAUAAGCCCGUUUGGAGAAGUAAAGACCUUUGACUUGUUGCAAAUACAAUUGUCAUACUGUUCAAGUUUAGCAUCUUCUAAUUUACACAGCUGGUGUUAUUUCAGAAUCUUUUGUAUAACAAUUUGA
Cuscuta epithymum is the source of this 1292-nucleotide messenger RNA. Lineage: Eukaryota; Viridiplantae; Streptophyta; Magnoliopsida; Solanales; Convolvulaceae. The record is from the annotation of a GenBank genome assembly.